GUUAUUGUGUAUAUAGUGAAUACUGUAGUGUAUAACUGUGCUCACGUGUCUCAUUGGGUCCACUCUGUGUCAGGUGUGCUGCGAGUCGGUGGGAUGGAGGUUUUCACGUCCAAUGAGGUGGAGGCGGUGAACGGGACAGAAGUGAGACUGAAGUGCACCUUUAAGUCCAAACACCCAGUGUCCCACUCCUCUGUGGCUGUCUCCUGGAACUUCCGUCCCCUUGGCCAGGGAGCUGAGGAGUCGGUGGGUGACCUUUCCACAAUGGGAGCAGAACUAACAAUUGUCAUACAGCGAAUGUGUCUGAAUUAGGAGGGAGACUGGGUUAGCAUCGUAAACCAGCUUGACUACUGGAUAGACAUGGGACAUGGAGGCUUUGUUGAGCAGAGUAUUACGUAAAACAUCAACAUUUUAGAGCAGAGCAUAAUUGUAAGUGUGUGUGUCAGGUGUUUUACUACCAGGAGACGGCGUACCCCCCUACAGAGGGGCGGUUUAAGGGCCAUGCGACCUGGUCAGGGGACAUCCUGAGACAGGACGCCUCCAUCAGCCUGCAUGAAGUCCCCUUCACCUUCAACGGCACCUACACCUGCCAGGUCCGCAACCUGCCCGACGUCCACGGCAUCAAUGGAGAGGUCACCCUCAGGGUUGUCCAGAAAGGUAAGUCAGUCAAUCACUUCACUCACUCACUCACUCACACUGGUGUGUUGCAUAGAAACCUUAGCAAGGACUAAUGUAUUGUUGUGUGUGUGUGCGUGUGUGUGCUGGCUGUGCUGCUCCUUCCAGUCUCCAUCUCUGAGAUAGGCAUCCUGGCUGCAGCCAUCGGGGGAACCAUCGCCAUAGUCCUGGUGCUGCUGGGUCUCUUCAUGGUGUUCAAGUACUGCAACCGCAACCGCCAUGCCAACACAGACAUGGAGCUGCAGGGGAGGAAACUGCAGGAAACCAGAGAGCUACAGGCCAGGGUCCUACAGGAGAGAGAGUUGCAGGCCAACAUCCUACAGGAGAAAGCACUGAAGGCCAGUGAGGAGUGUAAGGACCCUACAGUGUGGUGA
Coregonus sp. 'balchen' is the source of this 1046-nucleotide messenger RNA. The record is from the annotation of a GenBank genome assembly. NCBI's taxonomy places the organism in Eukaryota, Metazoa, Chordata, Actinopteri, Salmoniformes, Salmonidae.